AUGGCAUCCCAGAUCCCAGCACUCCCACAAUCCUUCACUCCUGGGCCUGAUACCGUCUUCUCUGACCAGUCUGGCUUCUAUUCCCUGGAUUCCAAUGUGCCUGGGCUUUCUAAGGUCAUCCUCAACAAGCUCAACAUGAAGGACUAUGGAGAAUACAGGGCGGCUGUCGAAGGGAAGACUAAAGGAAUCUCAUUCCGCAACUACAAGGAAAUGUUCCAGAAGAUGGAAGAGACCUUCAAGUUCUGCACCGGCUGCAACAAACUGCCUGAGCAUCUCUCUGAUGGACAGACUCUCAAACGCUGUGUGAAGUGCUUGAAUGUGUACUACUGCUCAAAAGACUGUCAGCGAAAUGACUGGCCUCUGCAUAAAAAGGUCUGCAAAAAGCUGCGUCUGGUGGCCAUUGACAGGCUAGUGGAGUGGCUGAUGUUCACAGGAGACCUCCCAAUCCCCACUGAGAAGUGGUCCAAGCCAGUCACUGAGGUGAAGAGCUGGGACGACUGGGUCCCCAUGCAAGGAGACCUUGUACAUCAUCUGGAUUCCAUCUUAUCCAGCGCCAACAUGGCAAACCUGUGGAAGAACACCAGCAGGCCCAGGCCAGAGGAUGCAGACCUGAGGGAAUCUAUAUGGCGGAUUCAGAGCGAGUUCCUCUCUCGAGUUCUCACAGUUGGCAUGGCCAUGCGACACUUUAGACUUGACCCAUAUGCUAAACCCCUUACUAUUCACAUAGCAGGAGCAUCCCUCAAUGAGACCAUGGGAGCCAGGAUGACGGACUACGAUGAGCUGAACCGCAUGUUCCCUGGGCAUCAGGGUCUGGAGGUUGUCAUGGUGGGACCUGAAGUAGUGGAUGGUCCCAUCAUGAGGCCUCCUCUUAAGGCAUUUGGCCCCAGACAGAGGGUCUACAUCAGUGCCUACAAGGGCCUGUACCACCAGUUCUGGGAGGAUGUGGUGGAAAACGAGGAAGCAGCUAAGCCAGACCUGGUGGUUGGAUUUCAUCCUGGGUUUCAUGCCAACCAGGGUCUGGUAGAAGGCUGGCUGCCCACCCUCCUGCUGCUCAGGGACUAUGAGAUCCCCUCCUUCUUCACCAUGUACAAUGAGAUGGAGCUCAAGUACUCGCUGCAAAUCCUGCUGGAGCUGGAGAUGCAUAUCAGGGGCAGUGGACCCAAUCCAUUCGCCUCACAGAAACCGGAGCAGGUCCAGGCCUGUCCCAACAAAAACCCCGUCUACUGCAACUCCCACUAUCUGAGUUUCCAGGGACUGCUGCCACGAGAAGAGUUUAAUGGGCUCGGUCCAGACAACUGA
Messenger RNA from Myripristis murdjan (pinecone soldierfish), 1299 nucleotides. Its product is annotated as putative protein MSS51 homolog, mitochondrial. The transcript has 6 exons. NCBI's taxonomy places the organism in Eukaryota, Metazoa, Chordata, Actinopteri, Holocentriformes, Holocentridae. Bases 1 to 1299 code for a protein of 432 amino acids. The record is from RefSeq and is a predicted model, not a curated record.